AUGGGUUCUAGGGUUGUCCUGAUGGACCGUAUAGAUUACCAACGAAAUAUGCAAUGUAUCCUCAAUGAUACCAACAAGUUUUUGCGACAAAAGACAUGUGAUGACCCCAAAGAGCUGGAAUGGAAAAUCGCCUCUGAAGUUCAGUUCCUAUUGGAAGGACACCGCGCGGGACCUGAGGACGAGAGGAGCUCAGAUUCCCCAGCUUUAUGGCCUGCUGAAACUUCACAAGCCAGGUGUGCCACUCAGAAAAAUUCUAUCUAUGACGAGCUCACCACAGCACCAAAUGGCGAAAUGGCUGGUUAA
Messenger RNA from Echinostoma caproni, 303 nucleotides. The record is from the annotation of a GenBank genome assembly. NCBI's taxonomy places the organism in Eukaryota, Metazoa, Platyhelminthes, Trematoda, Plagiorchiida, Echinostomatidae.